UGUUUGCCAUGAAUGAAACGGCUAAGAAGUAGAGGGAAGCCUGUUUUUGUUUGUCUUCUUAUUUACUUUUUUUUUGUACUUUGUGUUUGAAAUAAAAUUAAUAAUUAACCUUUGUCUAUAAUUAGAUUUAUAUGUGGAUUGAUAUUAAUUGUUAGUGGUUUUUCUUCUUUGUAUAGUGACAUUGAUUUUAUUGUUGUGAGAUUUUGAUUGCAAUGUGGAAAUAUCAACAAUUGUUUAUAUUGUUGAGCGGUGUUUUAAUAUUAUUUGUUUGUUCUUCAUCAGCUAGGAAAUUUCGAAUAUGUAUCGUAGAUGGUCGAGGUAUUUUUAAAACAUCUGGAAAAUUUUGCCCGUUAUUAGAAGCCAAAGAAAGUCAAAUCGAAUGUGUUUUAGGAAUUGAUAGGUUGGAUUGUUUGCGGAAAAUAUCGAAAGAAAUAGCAGAUUUUUCGGUGUUUACGCCAGAAGAUCUUCUGGCAGCACUUAAUUUACAUGCAGAAGUUUUAAUAACAAAUGAACUGAAAUACAACGAAGAUAAUUUCGAAUAUGAACUCGUGGCAGUCGUUAAUAAAUUUUCGAAUAUAAGUAAUAUUUAUGAUGUUGGAAAGAAACGAUUAUGUCUUCCAGGAUAUGGCGUUGAACCAGAGAUAUCUAAAGUUUUAGCAAAUUAUUUUGAGGCGACAGUUGUUCCACCAUCAUGUGAUCCAAAUUUAUCAUUGCUCGAAAAUCGACUUAAAGCUUCAGAUGAAUAUUUCGAAGCGCUAUGUAAAGCUGGACCUUGGGUUUCGGAUAGCAAACAAGAUCGAUUACUAAAACAAAAAUUCCCAAAUAUGUGCUCCUUAUGUGAUGAUCCAUAUAACUGUAAUCAACAUGAUAAAUAUUGGGGUCGACGUGGCAGUUUAUAUUGUUUAACUGAUGGCAGAGGAGAGAUUAGUUGGGCACGAUUAGAUGAUGUGCAUAGUCAUUUUGGUGUAGUCCCGGGGGAUACUCCAAAAGGUGUAGAAAUUGAAAAUUAUAUGCUCCUUUGUCGGGACGGAACAUUAAUGCCUAUCAAUUCAACAAACCCAUGUGUUUGGGUUUCAAAACCUUGGUCUGUUGUAGCAUCCAGAAGAACUAGCGCUUCAAGAAUCCAAGAAUUUGUGGCAUCAUUAUCGCAAAACACCGGUACUAGAAGUCCUUGGCAAACGGCGUUAUUUAAUUUAAUUGAAACAUUGAAUUACGAUAUUAAAAAUGUUGAUCCAAUCAUGUCUGUGGACACAUAUUUAUCUAAAGCUCCUGGAUUUUUAAGUGCACAUAGCUUUAGUGGUUGUCACCCGCCGAGAACACUUCGUAUUUGUACAACAUCCAAUAUUGAGAAUGCUAAAUGUAAUUGGUUACGUGAGGCUGCAGCUGUUAGUGGAGUUGAGCCUGAUAUUGACUGUAUUAAGGCCAAUAAUAAAACGCAUUGUUUUAAGGCUGUGAAAGAGAAUUUUGCUGAUGUAGUGUUUGUUCAUCCUGAUUUACAAUUUACAGCAACAAGGGAUUACGAUUUAAAAACCUUAUUAUACGAAACAUCACGAAAUAAUGAUUUAUACAUGACAGGAGCUGUAGUACAUGCAUCAUCUGACAUUAAAGAUUUGAAUGAUCUUCAAGGCAAAAGAGCCUGUUUUCCAUCGUACAAUGGAAUCGCCUACAAUACAAUAUUACAUGAAUUAAGAACUCAUAAUUUAUUAGAUAACAGUAUUUGUCCGUAUGAAGAAUCUUUGGGUCACUACUUUGGAAGUACUUGUAUACCUGGAUUAAAUACGAACUCAAAAAAUUUGAAUCAAUUAUGUGAUCGAAAUUUAUAUGAUGGAGAGAAAGGGGCUUUUCGUUGUUUAGCUGAAAAUAAAGCAGAUGUAGCUUUUAUUGAUUUAAAAACUAUACAAAAUUAUACAGAUGGUAUGAGCCAAGAAAAAUGGGCAGAAAAUUUAAAAUCCAAAGAUUUUCGUGUCUUAUGUUUCAACGAUAACAACAAGUGUAGUUUAAGUACAAUGUCAUAUUCUCAAGCAAUGGUUCGACAUAACAUCACAAGAAUGUUCGAACACGAAAGUUUAAACACGCUAACAUUAAUCGAUCGUUAUUUUGGUAGAAAUAAUAGGACAAUAACACCAGCGUUGGUCCUGUAUGGUCCUUAUGACGGUCAACAUAAUAUAUUAUUCUCGGAUAAUACAGAAAGAUUAAAUACGAAUUUAUAUUAUAAACAUAAUAUGCAAGUGUUACCUAUUAAUUAUACAGAAAUUAUUCGGAAUAUACCGAAAGUUUGUGAACCAAAUACUAGUAAUUAUUUAAGUAAUAAUUUUUAUUUAUUAGUAAUUGUAUGU
Messenger RNA from Chrysoperla carnea, 2336 nucleotides. RefSeq names its product transferrin. The record is from RefSeq and is a predicted model, not a curated record. Gene Ontology annotation, cellular component: signal recognition particle receptor complex. Lineage: Eukaryota; Metazoa; Arthropoda; Insecta; Neuroptera; Chrysopidae. Gene Ontology annotation, biological process: protein targeting to ER. The transcript is spliced from 7 exons. The annotation marks the transcript as partial.